AUGUGGAGCAAGAUGAUCGUUAUUCACCACACAUGCUUGGAGUUUCAUUUCUGCAAUACGGAUAAUGAAGAAAGAAACUAUGAUGAUGUAGUUGAAGGUGAAACCGAAGAAUAUGGCGGAACCUCAUUUUAUCAAGAGAAUCUUAAUCUAACUGCAUCUGAUGAUGAUUUGCCUUCUCGAUCACAAAUUCGUUCUACCAGAGAGGCAACUCGACAUUCUCCAUAUAUUAUUCGGAGGUCGUCUUCACGUGGACGUAGCACAUCUUCACAACGUACUCAUAUGAGAAGAUCCAAUUUUGAGGCACAAAUUGAUGGAAGAUUUCAACGUAUGGAAGAAUCUCGAGGACAAUUACUGGAUGUGGUUCGUUCACGGCAAAGUCCAAAACCAAUGUAUGGUGAUGCACUUGUCGUAUUAGAGUCUUUACCUAUCAAGCCAAUGAAAACAUUCUGGUGGGAGGCGAACAAGAUAUCAUCUCCAACAAUUUGCAAAUGGUCAACCACCUCGAAACAGCAAGAAAAUGUAUAA
Molecule: messenger RNA, 525 nt
Organism: Arabis nemorensis
Lineage: Eukaryota; Viridiplantae; Streptophyta; Magnoliopsida; Brassicales; Brassicaceae
Source: the annotation of a GenBank genome assembly